Molecule: messenger RNA, 6803 nt
Organism: Homalodisca vitripennis (glassy-winged sharpshooter)
Lineage: Eukaryota; Metazoa; Arthropoda; Insecta; Hemiptera; Cicadellidae
Product: discoidin domain-containing receptor tyrosine kinase B-like
Exons: 17
Coding region: 150-2849 (899 amino acids)
Biological process (GO): multicellular organism development; protein phosphorylation; cell surface receptor protein tyrosine kinase signaling pathway
Cellular component (GO): signaling receptor complex
Molecular function (GO): protein tyrosine kinase collagen receptor activity; ATP binding; collagen binding
Source: RefSeq, a predicted model, not a curated record
CCGGUGUGUUCGGUGGCUAGCUACCUAGUGGCCUGUGCGUGUCGUGACUGGUCUGGCCUCGCCUGACAGUACCGCGCCGCGCAGCACCUUGUCUCCAUGCCAACCCUUGGAUUUUACCCGACCUUACAUCAGGGAGCUACCAUGCCAAUAUGUGGAUUGUAGGGACUCGGCCGGUCAUCGGCUCUGUGCUCGCUGUCCUUCUGUGUCUGCAUAUCUCGGUCGCCUUUGACAUCAGAGCUUGUGACGAGGCCCUGGGUUUGGAGUCUGGAGUGAUUCCUGACAAUGCUGUCACAGCCAGCUCCUCCUACGUGCCAAACGUUGGUCCUCAGUUUGGCAGACUGCGGGUGGAGCGAGCAGGAGGUGGCUGGUGUCCCAAGCUGCAGAUAGAGCGGGGAGUCCGAGAGUUUCUGCAGGUCGGCCUGGACGAGGUGUACGUGGUAACUGGAGUACAGACUCAGGGAAGGUUCGACCAUGGCCGCGGCCAGGAGUAUGCCGAAGAGUAUAGCCUGGAGUAUUGGAGGCCAGGGCUUCCCGACUGGAGAGAAUACCAUCGUUGGGACGGGAAGAAGAUUCUGACCGGCAACAGCGACACCAGUUCUGUGGUCUCGCACCGACUGAUGCCGCCUCUGUUCGCCUCCCAAGUGCGCAUCAUCCCCUACAGCGUCCACAGACGUACUGUGUGUCUCAGGCUUGAAUUGCGAGGCUGCGCUCACCAUGGAGGGGUAGUGAACUAUAGCAUGCCGGAGGAACCGAGCUGGGAACCGGGUCAGGACCUCAGUGACGUCUCCUACGACGGCGAGAAGUCCGAUGGUGUGUUGAGAGGCGGCCUGGGUAGGCUAGUGGACGGUACUUAUGGUGGAGACAACUUCAAACUCGACAUCGGAUAUGGGAAAGGUAACGGAUGGGUGGGCUGGAGAAGGGAGUCGUUCCCUCAGAACUACGUGGAACUCGUGUUUGAGUUUGAGAACUUGCGCAACCUCAGCGCUGUUCAUGUCUACACCAACAACUUCUUCAGCAAGGGCGUGCAGGUGUUCAGCAAGGCCAAAGUGCAGUUCAGCGUUGAUGGCAGGACGUACGGCGGUCGCUCUGUCACCUACAACUACAUGCCGGACACCGUGCUUGAGAACGCUCGAAACGUGUCCAUCAACCUCCACAACAGAGUGGCGCGCUUCGUCCGCGUCCAACUAUUCUUCGCUGACAGCUUCAUCAUCAUCAGUGAAGUCACUUUUGAUUCGUAUGCAGUGGAAGGAAAUGUGACAGAAGACUGGGAGGCAGUAGGGGGCGCAGAGGAGACCGUGAUAUACGCGAGAGGUGCUGUGGAUCUCCCUUGGGAGCCGUUUCAAACCAUAACUGCAGAGAAAGACGGCCUUCAAGAGGAUUAUGCUGAGGUCCUGAUAGGAGUUCUAACGGCAGUUAUGCUGCUGUUGUUAGGAAUCUUCAUAAUAAUCUUGUUCCUCAGCCGUCGUCAGAAACUUCAAGGCUCUCCAACCACAAUCCUGAGGAACCCCUUCUCUGUCCGGGUCAACAUGAAGGAUUUACUGAUGAAUUUGUCGCCGCUGAACAAUAACUCGACACACCGCAGCAACUUGCCAACUCCUGUUACUCCAGACGCAGUCACAGAUUCCUUGUCUUUGUGCCUAGAGCAGCAGCACCCACUAGUCUCUUCGUACACCUCGGACAACAACUACACAACGCUACCCAGUCAUGCAUCUAACAUCACAGUAGCUAAGGAUCACGAGAUGGAGAGAAACCCUCCAGUGAGCGAAGACGAGGAAGCCCGGCCUGGCACUGCCACAGCCAGUCCCACCAAGAGUGUCAUGUCACUCCAGCUCCAGUUACAGUUCCAGAACACACCCAUGUCCAGCGCCUCCAGGGCGUCGCUCUGUAGUGGCUCAGACUCUCCCAGCAGAAAACGCUACCAUACAGCGCCCCGGGACAAACAUAGGCAAGCUCCGCCAGUCGUGACGUGGAACAUGGCUCCCAGCAUGGGUCAACCCUACAAGUGUCGGGAGACGGACCUGAUCCCCAUCCCACGGUACUGCCUGCAGACAUUACACCAACUCGGUACUUGUCACUUGGGGGAGAUCCACAUCUGCCAGCUGGAGGAUCACAAGGAGAGGGUCGCCGUACGCACCAUGCGUGGCGACUCUCACCGGGAACUACGCUUCCUCUCUAGUCUCUCGGACACUAACAUCGUGCGGACCAUAGGCGUGUGUACGGCGGAGAGUCCACCCUGGCUAAUCACGGAGUACUGCUGUGACCUUGGUGAUCUUGUACAGCUCCUCCACAGCAGCUCGAGUCUCAAAUAUGAGUGCCUUAUGUUCAUAGCUACACAAGUGGCCUCAGGGAUGAAGUAUUUAGAAUCAAAGAACGUUGUCCACAAAGAUUUGGCGGCAAGGAACUGCCUGGUAGGAAGAGGCUACAUUGUGAAAGUGGCUGACGUCGCCAUGUGUAAUCCAGCGUACGAGGAGGACUACAGCGAGAUCGGCGGUAGACCCUCAGCGCCGGUCCGUUGGCUGCCUUGGGAGAGCAUCCUUCUGGAUCGAUACACGUGUGCGAGUACAGUCUGGUCCUUCGCAGUCACUCUCUGGGAGAUACUCAGCUACGCUCAGGAUAAACCGUACAAGCAGCUCACCAACCAACACGUCAUUCAGAACGCCGAGCACAUGUACUACGGCGGUGAACUGGAGAUAUUGUUGCCCAAACCCAGUGUGUGCCCCCAGGAGGUCUACGAUCUCAUGCAGGGUUGCUGGAGGCGCGAUCCAAAAUCAAGACCUACAUUUAAAGAGAUAUACAUGUUUCUAAAAUGCAAGAAUUUAGUCGCUUUGGAAUGCCUAAGUUCCAAAUAAUAAAACUGUUUAUUAGGAAAUUUAUAUUAGUGGACAUACAUGUAUAAUAGUAAAUAGGGCCAACCCUAGGACACAAACGGCAACAGUCGUCUUUAAGCUAGAUGCUACUUGUGCCCUCGCCUAAAUAUCAGUAACUGUACAGUAAUAAUAAAUAUACAUAUAGACUGAAUAAUGGUAAUACAAUCCUUAAUUUGAUUAUUCGUUCUUGUUUAUAUUUCAGAAUUAACUUUAUUUAGAAGUAUAGAAUAAAAACUGGUUACAUGUUGCUUACGUUAGACGUAAUUAAGUAUUGCGUAGUUAUCAUACACAUAAUCUAAUACUGUAAAUGUCCAAGUCAACUUCAUUAGUGACUUUCCACAUUAUUUACUAUUAGCUUAGUGGAUUAUCAGUUUUAAUUUAGUUGAACUACGUCAUCGUAAAUUUGUCAUUCGUUAUUAAUUUAUUCGACUAUUAAGUCUUAAAUAAUGGAAUGUAAAUAAUUAAAUAGAUGUAAUAUCGUAAGUCAUUUGUAUGUAUGUACAUAAUAUAUUGAUAAUUAGCUGUUUUCCUAAUCGUGGUUUAUUUCAUUAUAAAGGGUAUCGGUAUAGUUUUGAAACAAAUAAAAAAUUCCUAAAGCAUUUGUGAAUACGCAUGGGUGUGCCAUAUGACAUAGAUUAUAUGUCUCAUUUAUUGUAUUACGGAAAUUUAAUCAUGGCCUGAUAGUGUGUUAUUUUUAAUAACUAACCGAAUGCAGAGCGGAUACUAUUUCUAUGUCAGAACGUCUCACAAACGGUCUAUAGUAAUUGUUUCGUUCAUAAAUUGUACAUCUGCUGGGAAAUAUUUUUACAGAUGAGCUCUGCUGUUUCUGUCUAUAAAAAACACUUUAUAAAUACAAUCCAAAAUUAAAUAUUAUUUCAACUACAAUAAGAGGUGUAAAUAUAUUCUAUUGUAAGAUUUACAUUUGGAAAUACAAUAAAAUAAAUUUCUGAUUAUAAAUAUACUUAAAUUGCAUUGUACCUUUAUACUAUGCAAAAUGUAAUUUAUCAUAAGAAUAACGGCCAUAAUAUCAUACAUAGGGAAAUGUUACUUGUUUAGUGAAUCAUUUGCUGGAACGUAAUUAAAAUGCAGUUAGUUACGUAAAGGAUGAUUUAAAGGGAAAACAGGAUUACAUUCCUUCACCAUCGUUAUACGUUGGAACAAAAGAAACACGCUAUAGGGGUCCGGCUUCUGACCUUUCUUUAGGUCUUAAUUUCUAAAACAUAACCUUGCGUACUGAAAAAAGUAACAGUGCAACAUAUGAUAAUAUAUAUUCUGAAAUAAAAUAUAAAAAACAAUAUUAUGCGAAAAAAACUCCACAAAGUAUAGUUAGAAGAAGAGAAAACUAAAACUUACACAGUAGAGGUACCAUUAAAACACAAUGCUCGCGCCGCUGCAGGCAGCACGAGACUGACAAGGAAGUCCAUCGGACAUAAUGAAGGCUUGGGUCAGAAGGUGGCGUCAUAUCUGUAUGCAGAAAAAUAAUAAUACGCAGGUGUGUUCUUGUUUCCUGUCAUUUGUUUAGUUAAUUUAAAAAAAACCUGAGAGUAACCACAAUAUACGUGCCAAUUAAUCUUUAAUGACAUCAUAUUUUGGUCAGUCUUUGUCUGAGAUGUAACCCCUUCUUAAACAGAUUACAGUCUAUCUGAUUUUAGGUAAUGACCAAAGUUUGUUUUCUUUAUAUAAGGUGUUGUCUUAAGAACGUAUCUUUCCCUAAAUAAGUGUAUCUCCAAAAAGGUUUUGUUUUGGACUUAUACUUCCAUGGAUAUCAAAUUGAGGCAGAAAUGCUAUCUAUGUGUUUCAUCGCCUAAACAACAAAAUCCCUCAGUAAAAUUUGCAUAUAUACCAUUACAUUAAGAUCUAGGAAAAGAGAUAUGACAAUAGGUGACGAUUGGAUGACUUUGGUUCAUUAAUCUUCAAAACACGCUAUUCUCUUCUUUGUUUGCGUACAAACACAGGAAAAAUCUAACACUGGAAUGCAGUGGAUCACCAGCGCGUACUGCUCUUAGCUGUUACUAUUGGCAACAGUGCUGUAAGUGAGCCUUAGCGACACAAGUGCUCUCUGAUGCUAUCGUCAUUAACUACGUUUAGAUACUCGUGCCAACAGUCUGUACAGACAUAUCUUUAGUCUUUAGUGCAAGUAUGCCGCUACUCGCUAAGCCAGGUCGUCAAGGCAACGCAGAACUUACGACUCAGUCUCAUCCUGCCUAGAGUGGUACGUGCACGUGUUUCAGAGGUGUUUAUCCUGUGUCGUGUUUCUUCGAUUGUCCUCCUGAUGCGUUACUGAGUUCAGGUGGAUAUCUGCUUUUGGUAUAAAUUUCAUUUCAGUUGUUUUAAUGGUUGUAAAUUGUAUUAGAAUUUGCAUGCUUGAAUUAUUAUUUUAGAGUUUAAAACGUAAAGAUGCAUAUGUCUGUAAUCCUGUUAUCUGUGUACAACUUAGUUAUAUAAUGUGUUUUGUACUUUAUAUUUCACUACGUAUCCAUUACCUAAAUUUCAGAAACACACAAUUUAACUAGUAGGCCUUUUACUUGUACAAGUAAUUAAUUUCUUCAUUGAUAAUUUUAAAAUGUUGUGACUUAAGUUGUUUGUUCCUCCUUUCUAAUACAUCCCGGCAUGGUAGUGUAGCCAGUGAGUUUAGAUUUGUAGGAAGGUAAGUAAUAAGGGACCCAACAGUUGUUGAAGUAUUUUUCUAAGUCUUUAAGCUCUGUUAUUGAUAAGUAACAUGUUUCGAUAUCUGGUCACAAUAGGCUUGUUAGAUUAGUGUGUAAGUUAGACCAUCUGUAGGGGGUGAUUUUGUUUGUAGAUUCUUACAAUGUAACUUUUCGUACGAAUUAAAGCACAUAAUUUUCUACCAGUUAUAUAACGCAUGUAUCGAAAAUGUUUAAUUUAAUAAGGCUUAUGAAAUGGAAUAAUACAAUUAAAAUAUCCUAAAUUCAUAAAAUUUAGACAAUUUUAUUUGCCAUUUGAAGCUGGAAAGGGGUGUUAAUGCAGUUUAAAUUUUGCAGUUGCUAUCUAUAAUCUCAUACUUAACAAUGUAGAUUGAUAUUCAAAUUAUAUAUUGGUAAAGGUCAUAACACAAGGGGUUUUCACGUGUUUCAUUAAAGAUUUAUUUUCACAUAUUGUUGUAGUAAAAAUGAUUAAACAGAAAAUUAUGUUAUGUUUAGACAAUCCAUUAUACAAUGCGUUGAUUAUGUUUGUACAAAAAAGUGUUACAUGGUAAUUAGCUGUGGAUAUAAUCAAAUGCCGACAAUCUCUUGUUAUUUUAAAUACUAUCGAAAUGUUAUAUCUAGAGUUCUCUAUCGAAUCCUAAUUGCUAUUUUCUUACCCUAUACUGCCUAAUCCUAAACUAUUUUCUUAACAUAACACGUGUUAGUUUGUUGUUUAUAAACUCUUGAUUUUCCAUAAAAAUACGAACUGCUAAAAUUAUAACAAAUACCACGUAAGAAAAACUAGAUGUAGUGAAUAACGUAACAUUUUAAGUAUAAAGAUUGUUAGCUUAUACCAAUAUAACAAAGUAUCCAUGAUAAUGAUUUAACGUUAAUAGUAAGCUUAAAUAUAUUUUAUAGACUGUGUAAAAUGUGUCCUGUCUUAUUACUAUAAUUACCUACGAAAAGUACUGAAACUUUGUGUUAGAAAUGUGGUUGAUUUUGAAAGACAUGCUUUAACAGGUUAUGUUAUUUAAUAGUAAGUUUGUGAUGUUUUGCCAAACAUACAGCGUUUAUUAUGGUGUGGGGCAGAUGGAAUGUCAGCAAUACGGCUUGUGAUACUCUCUACCUGUGGUUGUGAGGAACCGACAAAUCUGUGUUCUCCAUUUCACCCGCUUUUAUUUAGAUAAAAGUGCUUCCAGUUAGAUAUAUCUAUUAUAGUAUAGAGUUUGUAUUUACAAUAGAAUGCAAUAAAGUUGCACCCAAUAAAGAACUCUUGGAUUCGCACUUUCUA